AGUGCAAAAAUAAAUGAAAACGCACUGAAAGCAUCGUAUCUGGUCGCUCUCAGGGUUGCAAAAAGUAAGAAGCCCCAUACCAUUGCAGAGCAGCUUAUAUUGCCAGCAGCCAUAGAUAUGUGCAGAGCUAUGGUAAGCGAAGAAUGUGCCAACAAAUUAAAAACUAUUCCGUUGUCAGACAACACAAUCGGAAGACGAAUUGGGGAAAUGGCAAAUGAUGUCAAAGACCAGCUGAUGGCAAAACUUCAGACAGUUCUGUUUUCCCUUCAAAUCGACGAGACGACAGAUGUUACUAAUGAUGCGCAACUGUUAACAUUUGUGCGAUACGAGGACAGUGGCACUAUGUGCGAGGAAUUUCUUUUUUGCAAACCACUGCCCGGGCGAACUACCGGUGUAGAAAUAUUUAAAGCACUGGACGAUUUUUUCACGGAGCACAAUAUCUCGUGGCAGAGGUGCGUUGCAUUAUGCAGCGAUGGGGCCCGAGCCAUGAGUGGCAGCAAGACUGGACUGUUUGCGCAUGUAAGGAGGGUGGCUCCGGGGGUAAUUUGGACACACUGCCUGAUUCAUAGAGAGGCUCUCGCCUCCAAAGAUCUCAGUGUUGAGCUCAGUGGUGUGUUUGAUGUCGUUGUCAAGACGGUCAACUUCAUAAAACGAAACGCAUUGAAUACACGCCUGUUUUCAUCCCUAUGCCAUGACUUGGGAAGUGAACACAGCUCUCUCCUUUAUCAUUCAGAGGUGCGUUGGCUGUCUCGCGGCGCUGUGCUCGCCCGUGUGUUUGAACUACGCGGAGCUAUCUACGAGUUCUUGUGCGAGAAGCAUUCUGAUCUGGCUUCCAAUUUCAACGAUAGUUACUGGUUAACUAAGCUGGCGUACCUCACAUAUGUUUUUGCAGAGCUGAACAAGUUGAACAGCUCCAUGCAAGGGAGAGAUGCAAACGUCAUGCAGCUCUACGAGAAGCUCGACGCAUUUGUGAAAAAAAUGUCAAAGUGGAUCGAACGAGUGGAGAGCAAUAACUUGGCGAUGUUUCCUUCAGUUGAGGAAUACCCUGACAGCACUGACAUCAACGACACUAUAUGUGAGCAUUUGAGGAAGCUUGUGCGUCAAUUCGCAAAGUACUUCACUGAUUCGGAAGAGUGGCGCCGUGACAGCAAGUGGAUCCUGCUCCCAUUCAGUGACGAUGCAUCAGUAGGGUCAAGUCUGACGGCUGUGGAAGAGGAUAAGCUGAUUGAGAUGUCCACAGACUCUGUCAGGAGGCAUAUGUACGACACACAGCCCCUUGUUAAAUUCUGGAUAAGUUGCCAGACAGAAUUUCCACAGCUUGCUGCAAAAGCAAUGAGGUGUCUUUUGCCCUUUCCAACCACAUACCUGUGUGAGAGUGGUUUUUCUACACUGGCGUACUUAAAGAAUAAGUACAGGGCUAGGCUUGAUCCAGAGAAUGACAUGAGACUGUCUCUGUCUACCAUUUCGCCACGAAUAGACAGGCUGUGUGGACUUCACCACGCCCAGAUAUCACACUGACAGCAGGUGAUUGGUGACAGGUCUGUCCUGGCUGGGUUAUAAAAGCCCUGACCAGCCAGCAGUUGAGGCUGCCUUGGUCUUCAUUUGUUGGAUUUUGGUUCUCCGGUGUUGUUGGAUUUUUGUUCUCCGUUGUUGUUUUGUCACACACCUAGACUGACUUUGCAUGACAUUUUUAGUUACUUUUCCCAAUACUGAAUUGCACAACACUUUAUUAUUCUUUAUUCUUUCUUUAAAAUAAUCUUUAAUUUAAUUUAAUUUAAUAAAUCUACUUUUAUUAUUAUAAAAUCUGCGUGGCCUCUCUUUCAUGUUUCAUGCAUUGAGCUAUGCAUGUAACACCAAAUACACACGCGCACGCGCAGGCACAUCAGUGGGCCGCGGAUUGCUUUCUAGUCCGAAUGGUGGUCCCUGGGACAAAACCAGUUGA
Messenger RNA from Eleginops maclovinus (Patagonian blennie), 1942 nucleotides. RefSeq names its product zinc finger MYM-type protein 6-like. Bases 118 to 1518 code for a protein of 466 amino acids. The transcript has 2 exons. NCBI's taxonomy places the organism in Eukaryota, Metazoa, Chordata, Actinopteri, Perciformes, Eleginopidae. The record is from RefSeq and is a predicted model, not a curated record.